Messenger RNA from Oncorhynchus gorbuscha (pink salmon), 1348 nucleotides. RefSeq lists its product as uncharacterized. Lineage: Eukaryota; Metazoa; Chordata; Actinopteri; Salmoniformes; Salmonidae. The record is from RefSeq and is a predicted model, not a curated record. The transcript is spliced from 6 exons. Bases 1 to 1239 code for a protein of 412 amino acids.
AUGGGAGACAAGACUGAGCUGGCCCUGGACUUAAGAUCCCAUUGUCAUGAGAAGAGGGUCGGGCAGUGGGUGAACGGCUGUUCCACCUGCGACAGGAGACGAGGAGCGUGCAGGACUUUGCCCUGGAGUUCAGGACCUUGGCAGCAGGAGCGGAACGACAGGGCUUUGAUAGACCACCACAGAUGUAGCCUCAGGGAGGACGUUCGCAGGGAGCUAGCGUGUCAGGACACCACCUUCACCUUGGAUGAACUCAUAGACAUGUCCAUUCGUCUGGACAACCUUCUGGCUGCCUGCGGGCAUCCGGAACAGGCCCUAUCGUUUCCACCCCCAGGCCCUCCUGCUCCCAUCCCCAUGGAGUGGGAGCCGCACCGAAGGAGGAGUUCCCUGCUGCACCAGUUGUGGUCGGCGAGGACACACGGCCGACCGGUGCUGGAGGAGCUCGUCUGGGAGUCGGGAGGGCAGGCGGAGCACUACUCGGUCACCCCAGAAGGGGGACCAGUCCGUCUGCCGAAGACGGAGAGUGGUCGACCGCGAGCCGAGACAGACGAGACUGCGAGGGCGACCAAGCAGAUUUUGGGUUGUGAGUUCGACUCCGGAUCCGGGGACGAGCAGAUCCAGCAAUCCGCAUCUUGCCAUGAUCCCGAGGAUUUUAAUCAUGCCUCUCUGUCUGUGUGUGAGUGCAGGCAGGCUGACAAUGAUUUCCUCAGUGAUUACGUACAGAGCGAGUCCCUGCGGGGUAGGGGCCCCCUCUGGAGCCAUCCUGAUGGCUUUGGGGGCCUUGCUUCCAUUUUCCAUUAUUAUGUGGACUACCGGAGCGACAGCGCAGUCCAAGACCUUGCAGUAGAAGACAAUGUGAUAGAGGAGCAGCACAGUCCUGGGCAGACUGCCAUUCCGAGCGAUCCAGAGUGCGCCCUCGAGAGCGGACUGGAGGAUGGUGAGGCUGAGGCCGGGUCCAGGCGUUUGAGGAAGAGGCUUCUCUCUCCAGAGGAAGGCGAGGAGGAGGAGGACGAGGAGGCCGCGCUGCACAGCUGCGACAGCUGCCAGCAGGUGUUCGAGUCGCUGAGUGAUCUCACCGAACACAAGAUUAAUCAAUGCCAGCUGACAGGUAAACAACGCUCAGCCCACCGAGCUUCCCUUCCCUCUCCACCAGUCAGUUCUAUCUCCCCCAAUCCAGUCUACCCACUGGAGAAAACCAUAGGAAUCCAUAGUGAGCUGUGUACUUCACCACACAGCCUGUAAUUGACUGCAGCACUAGUCUACCUUAGAUGAACAUUGCAUACCAUGAAAUAGGUGGAUUUCCAGUAUGACACACUCACAAAAACUCUAUUUUUUUGCAUGCAUUAUAUGG